CGUUGCUGUUAUUUUCUGUUCACGUUACUGAACUGUUUCUUUCCCGUGGCGUGUUAAUCUUCCACACAUGGUGUCCCCACCGGCAGUUUUUAACGGUGUAUUUUCAGAAUAAGAGAAAACCUCACUACGGAAGUAACUGUUCCACGUGUCUACAUCUCACCGGGGGCGGUGCUUUAUUGUUGAAAACAAGUUGAAGAAUGGAGUUGGCCAACCAUGGUCUUAUCCUGCUGCAGCAGCUUAACGCUCAGAGGGAGUUUGGCUUCCUGUGCGACUGCACUGUGGCUAUAGGAGAUGUCUUCUUCAAAGCUCACAAAGCUGUCCUCGCUGCCUUCUCCAACUACUUCAGAAUGCUCUUCAUACACCAGGACAGUGACUGCGUGCGCCUAAAGGCUGCCGACAUUCAGCCAGAUAUCUUCAGCUACCUCCUCAACCUGAUGUACACAGGCAAGCUCGCACCGCAAUUGAUAGACCCUGCACGGCUGGAGCAGGGGGUCAGAUUCCUCCAUGCUUAUCCGCUCUUGCAAGAGGCCAGCCAGUCUGUGUAUUCACACCCUGAGCACAGCAUCAACCUUUCCACCUCCCUCUACGGCAUCCAGAUCUCUGACCAACAGGUAGCGCUGUCAGCUAGGUUGCCCACUCGACGCCAGCUCUCCUCACCGUCUGACAUGGAGCAGCUCAGCUCAGAGGGGAAGUAUCCGUCCACGCCAGCUGCCACAGCUUCCUUACCGUCCAAGCUAGCUUCCUCACCCCUAGAUGUGGAGGCCUCAACUAGCGGCACCAAGCCUGCAGUUGAGGAGGGGGGAAUGGACUCGCUAAGCGCUGAAGGUUCCUCAACCAAUGCCAUCCUCCAUGUAAAGCCCAGCAUCAUGAAGAGGAGCUCCUCCUUUAGGAAGCAUUACUCCUGUCAUCUGUGCAGCAGCCGAUUCACCCUGAGGAGCCUGCUGAGAGAGCAUCUCCUCCAACACACCCAGGCUCUGCAGCAGGCACCAGCUGAGCCCAGCAUUGCAUUCUCACCUGUCAUGACUGGAGAGCAUAGCAUGCUAGAGGCAGAGGGGGUCCUUAAAGGAAGCAAGGCGGGGUCAAGUGCCUCAGCUUCCACUACAGCAGUAGAGAUAAUCAGCGACAGCGAGCAAACGCCUGUUUCAGGUACCAACUCGGACUCUCCCCGAGCAGAGGUGUCCACAUCCUGCUGGGGCGUGGGAGGAUUAAAUUCUCAGGCUGACACACCGCCUCCGUCAGACAUUGCGGACAUCGACAACUUGGAGAGUGCCGACUUGGACAGGGAGGUGAAGCGACGGAAGUAUGAGUGCUCCACCUGUGGCCGCAAGUUUAUUCAGAAGAGCCACUGGCGCGAACACAUGUACAUCCACACGGGCAAACCCUUCAAAUGCAGCGCCUGUGGCAAGAGCUUCUGCCGGGCCAACCAAGCAGCCCGCCAUGUGUGCCUGAACCAGGGGGCCGACACCUACACCAUGGUGGACCGGCAGAGCAUGGAGCUUUGCGCCGCGGGUGACGACAGCAACCAGAUGGAGGCGAUGUUCUUGGGCUGCUCGUCAAAGCCUUACAAGUGUAACAUUUGUGCGACCACCUUCUCCAGUCCCAAUGAGGUGAUCAAACACUUAUGUUUCACUCAAGGAGGAUUGGUGGGGCUGCAGGGAACCACAGGAGCUGGGGUGCUGCUCCAGCGUGAAGAGUUUUCCAAAGAUGAAGGCUCUGAUUUGUCCAACUCUGGCACCCCACUGGAACCCAUUAAGACUGAGGAAAUCCUCGUAGAAUAGUGCCAAAACUGUUUAUUUGUCCUUUUUAACACAUAUGUUUAUUUUCUAAGUUAUGACUAAUAGGUAAGCUAAAGGUUAAGUUAGUCAGGGUAUGUAUGUGGAGGCUCUCAUACUAUUUUUGGAUGUUUUUUUUUUUAUUAUUUUUAAUUUUUUGAGUAUGACAGAAAGUAUACUUAAUAGUAAAGAUAAUAGCCUUUCUGUAGCUCUCUGAAGUUCAGUCCAACAACAGUAGAAAAGCAAAUAAAAUUAAAAGCUAAACUGCAUAUCAGUGAAGGAGAGGAAGUAACCGUUACUUUGUUUCAUCUCAUUAUUUUAUUGUUGGUGUACACUGGUAUUUGAGUCUCACAUGUCAGGCUAUGCCACGUUGCGUUUUCUCUCAAGAGCUACUGUUGUGGUAAAGCUGCACAGGCAGACUCUGAGUAGAAAAGGAAGAGGAAGCUGAGACAGUUCCGGAGGUGACAGAAGGUUGUGAGAUGAGUUGCAUCGUGUUAGAUUUGAGGGGUAGAAAGAGCAAACUGUCCCCCACCUGGAACUGCAAGGAAGACUUGUGUGUUCUCGGUCAGAAAAGAGAUGCUGAUUCUGCACAUCAGGUAUAGAUUAUAAUUCCAGCUAAACGUAUACAGUAUAUUCUGAGCUGAGACAAUCUGUGCUCUUUUUUUAAGUAGAUGUCCGAUAUGCAGGAAAGGACGUUUGUCUUCCAUUUAUGUUUUGGUUGACUCAGCAGAAUGAAUAUCUUGAAAAGUAACAUAAUGACCAUUACUUUAUCAGCAACUGUGUAGUGGUUUUACUCCUUGUUUUGUUGACUGUGCUAAGUAUGAUUAUUGUUCCUUUGUUGUUACACCAUAUUAAAGCACAAUUACUCUUUAUAAUAAGAGUUUGGCGCCACAAAAUUGAA
Molecule: messenger RNA, 2673 nt
Organism: Scatophagus argus
Lineage: Eukaryota; Metazoa; Chordata; Actinopteri; Scatophagidae
Gene: zbtb2b
Product: zinc finger and BTB domain containing 2b
Exons: 3
Coding region: 198-1778 (526 amino acids)
Biological process (GO): regulation of transcription by RNA polymerase II
Cellular component (GO): nucleus
Molecular function (GO): protein binding; DNA-binding transcription factor activity, RNA polymerase II-specific; RNA polymerase II cis-regulatory region sequence-specific DNA binding
Source: RefSeq, a predicted model, not a curated record